GAAGUUAAUUUUCUAGUGUGCUGUGUGCUCAUGACUGUUCAUUCUGCAACUUGUGACACCAUUACUUGGGCGGAAUCUUGUUCGGCCAACAGUUUUCCGUAUUUACGGUAAAAUGUAUCUGUUAUGCCCGCCCUCUAGCCCCUAUGUAUUCGUCCCGUUGCUUUGCGCCGACCGAGUUUGACCGAGAAACCAGAAGAAGAACCAGAAGAAGAAGAAGAAGAAGAAGAGGAGACUGGGAUAAAAUAAAUACGUUGGGAAGAGACCGAGAAUACGAGACGGAUAUUAUCUGAAGUGUGGUGACAACAGCCCCACUUCAAACAAGCAUACAGUAUUGACUACACCCGACACAGUACCUUUUGCCUUGUCCAUCCUCUUUCUUGGCCUUGUGGUUUGGCAAACUUAAUCUGCUCCACCCAUGAGCCCCUGCAACUAGGGCUCAGCCUUUGACCUUGGCCUGACCUCUCACCUCUUCUCCAAAGCCACGCCCCUUGGUGAAGAGUGUAUGGAACAGUGUGAGAGCGCUGCUGCUCUCCUGGAGUCGGUGAGGGAGCAGGAGGUGCAGUUUGAACAGCUGACCAGAGCGCUGGAGGAGGAGAGGAGGAGAGUGGGCCUGCUCAGCCCCCCGUCCGGCCCCCUCCCCCACACACAGAACGGGCGUCUGGGGGAUGCAGACAUAGAACGACUGAAACUGAGCGAGGGAUACAUUAACGGGACACAGUACAGGAUGGUGGACCCAGCGCAUGGCGCUCUAGACGAGAGCUACACACCAGAAUGUGAUUCCCAGGAGGUACAUUCCGCCUUCUCAGACGAUGGAACCAAUGGACGGCGGGCAGGGAACGCGAUGGUGAUCACCUCACGUACUGUCCUGCCCUCUGAUUCGAUGUCCAUUGACGGGGGAGUGUCUGUCUCGGGCAUGGGCGGUUACAGUGCCACUCUGGACCGUUCCUACAGGCAGGGUGGAGGGGGAGACUACCCCACAGUCCCCAGGAACUACCACUACGGUCCCGCGGGGGGUUACGACGACUACAGGAGCGCCCCGCCUUCUGAGGCCUACGCUAGCCUGAGCAGAGGCACAUGCAUGGACGACCGCUACAGACCUGCGGAUGGGUACAGGACCCUUGACUCUGGGUACCGUGCCCCCAGUAGACAGCAGCUGGACCCCUACGCAGCCCAGCCCCAGGUGGGGCGAGGGGUGAUGGGCAUGGGAAGUGCCCUGGAGCUGGCGGGCAUGCGCUACGCCCACCAGGGCCACUAUGGCAUGGAGGAUGACCAGAGGAGUCUGGGAUAUGAUGAUGUGGAGUACAGUAUGGCUCCUCCCACCAUGCAUCCAGGAUAUGGGACGAUGCCGCGACUAGGCCCAGGCCCAGGAGGACUGGACAGACGCAGGCUCAGGAGUUGUGAGGACACUUUGGAAGGGGACAUGGGAGGAGUCGACACCUACACCUGGGGCGUCAACAUGGAGAGAGGAAGUAUGGCGUCAUUGGACAGCACCCUGAGGAAGGGUCCGCCCACUUCCUGGAGACAGCCGGAGCUUCCUGAGGUCAUCGCCAUGUUGAACUACAGGCUGGACCCGGUCAAAACCAACGCUGCUGCCUUCCUCCAGCACCUCACCUUCAAGAACGACAAGGUGAAAUCGGAGGUGCGUCGUUUAAAGGGGAUCCCUUCUCUGGUCUCGUUGCUGGACAACCCCAAGAGGGAUGUACACCACUCGGCCUGCGGGGCGCUCAAGAACAUCUCGUACGGACCAGACCACGACAACAAGAUCGCCAUCAAGAACUGUGACGGCAUCCCAGCCUUAGUCCGGCUACUGAGGAAGGCCAGAGACCAAGACCUCACCGACACCAUUACAGGCACUUUGUGGAACCUAUCGUCUCACGACUCGGUGAAGAUGGAGAUCGUGGACCACGCGUUACACGCCCUCUCAGACGAGGUGAUGGUGCCGCACUCUGGCUGGGAGAGGGGGAUUGACGGAGGGGAGGAGAGCCUCAAACCACGCCACCUGGAGUGGGAGACGGCCCUCACCAACACAGCUGGCUGUCUGAGAAACGUGAGCUCAGAACGUAGUGAGGCCAGGCGGAAGCUGAGAGAGUGUGCGGGAUUGGUGGACUCGCUGAUGUACAUUGUCCAAUCACAGAUCAACCGUAAAGAUGUGGACAACAAGUUGGUGGAGAACAGUGUUUGUCUGCUGAGGAAUCUGUCCUAUCAGGUUCACCGAGAGGUUCCCGGCUGCGAGCGCUACCAGGAGGCCGCACCCCUAAACCAGGGCCCCGCCCCCGGCUCCAACAAGGCCGGCUGCUUCGGCUCACGGAAGGGCAAAGAUGAGUGGUUUUCCAAAGGUAAGAAGGAUGCGGAUGACGGGAGUGUGGACCAGGUUGAUAUUCCAAAGAGGACGAUGCCUGCCAAAGGUAAGUCAAAACGCCAUACGAAAACGCAGUGGACACAGAACCAGUUACUGAAAUCCCUCUUCCUACCAGGCUAUGAGCUGCUGUUCCAGCCAGAGGUGGUGCGUGUGUACACGUCGCUGCUGAGAGAGAGCCAGAACCCCUCAGUGCUGGAAGCCGCAGCCGGGGCUGUACAGAACCUGUGUGCCGGACGCUGGACUUAUGGUCGCUAUAUCCGGGCCACGGUGCGUCUGGAGAAGGGCCUGCCCAUGAUGGCAGAGCUGCUGGCUCAUGGGAACGACCGCGUGGUCAGAGCCAUGUCGGGAGCCCUGAGGAACCUGGCCAUCGACAACCGCAACCGCGAGCUGCUCGGUAAGCACGCUGUGCCCCACCUGGUGGCAGACCUGCCGGGUGGCCAGAGCCAGUCGGCACGACCUCUGUCUGAGGAGACAGUGGUGUCUGUACUGAGCACGCUCACUGAGGUGCUGGGCAACAGCCUGGAGGCCGCCAAGACCCUCAGGGCCUCCCAAGGCAUCGAGAGACUGGUACUCAUCAACAAGGAUGGUAAGCGGUCUGAGCGGGAGGUGCGCGGGGCAGGCCAGGUGUUACAGCUGGUCUGGGGGCACAAGGAUCUGCGGCGCCCCCUGGAGAAGGACGGCUGGAAGAAGACCGACUUCAUGGUGAACCUCAACCCCCCCGCCAACGGCCCCUCUACACGCACCAAUGGGACCUACGAGGACACUACUAUGCCACUGCUAGAAAGAGGGGAGAAGAGGGACAUGAUUCCACUGGAUGACCUAGGGCCUGAAGCCUACUCUACACUGGACCAGAGGGAGAGGAGACACACUCUGGACAACUCCCUCAACGCCACAGACACUUUACAGCGUGGGGUGUAUGGAGGCAGAAAGGGUUCACUGCCUCUGUUGGACUCCUACGAUGGUUAGCCCCCCUCUCCCUCUCUGCAUGUAACAGCAUGAAAAACUGAUCGUGUGCAUCACCCAGAGUGAGCUGCCCCUGCCCUACCACUGCUACUGAGGAGAGACCCACAGACUUGCUCUCAUCCCCCUCUUUCGCUCCUUCAUCACAAGUCUGUGGUUCUGAAGAUGAGGGUUGGCAUCCAAAGAAAGCAGUUGUGUUGCAAUCAGAAAUCUGACAACACACACACACACACACACAGAUCAUAGUAGCAUCAGAAAUAUAUUAUCUCUUAAGUUUUAUUGAUAUUCCCUUUAUUGAUAUUCCCUUUUUCAAGGCAAUCAUCUUUGUUUGACAAUCAUUGUUUAUUUCUGUUUCUGUGGUUACUUGCAUCCAACAUUUGGCUCAGUGAGCGUUCCCUGUCGUUUGUUAGAUUUAUCGUCCUCAUACUCAUCCAUGCGUUUUGUCGUUGUCGUGAAUCAGAUUGCUGCCAUCACCUGCAUCCUAAGAUGAAUUUAUUUUUGAAUAUCUGUAGGGUAUGUGUAUAUAAAAAGAGGACAUGUUUGAUUGGUAAGAGGAGGUGUCUGCUUUCAAGGUUGAUUUUAAUUUAAAUUGUGCCCAGAUUGGGAUUGGAAGGUGACUGGUGGACCAAUGGGGCUUGGCCCUCAUAGAUUCAGAAUGUUUGUAUAGGAGUUAUUUUAAUCUCUUCUAGUUAUCUUCGUCUGGUUGGUUUUGGGUUAGUUGGGAGAGUUUAAGGCCUGUGUGUGUGUGUGAGUGCCAUACAGGAGAUCUGUGUGAGAUGGAUGUGUGUGUGAGAGCUUCGUUAACGAACAAAACCCAUAUGACCGUUUAUUUUAAAGGAUUUCACUUUGUGCUCUCAUGCGUUUUUCUACUCCUGUGGCAAAUAUUUAUUUUAUUUGUCUGUUCUUUUCAAUUGUGGCUUUUUCCAGAUUUACCAACUGCAUCUUUUGUCGAGUGAUAACCUUUUUUUUUAACGUGUCUGUUUCCCCUAAUGUAAAGAUAUGACCGUUAGACUGCUGUCUUACCCUCCUGAUAUGUUAACUAUGGCUGUGGAUUUAGCUUCUGCUGUGCAGGUAGCUGGAAUACUACAGUUCUCACACUGUUAAAAAGCACCACAGCUCUUAGUCCUACAUUGCCCAUACACUAGAUAACGUCCCAACACUAAACUACAACACUAGGAACUCAUUCCCCACACUACUAUACAGAACCCCACUACAGACCUGGGGCCUAUUCAAUAGGAUGGGUUGUUAGAAAUGUAUUGCAUAGAACUCACAAGAUUCUUUAUUCUGCAUGUUAGACAUUAUUAGUGUCUGUUUUAAUAAAAGACAGUUCUCUGCAAUGCUCUGAACCACCUAUAACGCUAAUCGCACUGCAGUUCAGUCGGUACUUACUGUUACACCGGACAGAGCAAUGUGCCGCUGAUAUGGACCACGAGCAGUGGUUGAAAAGGAGAAUGAGGUUGGUCUUCUCUAUAAAUGACACUUGUAGUUAUGUAUUGAGAGAAUUGGUUUCCUCAGAGGUGACUCGAGUGUAGACACAGCGGGACCAGGCUAAGGGGAAAACACUAAAAGCACAUUUUGGUAUAAGAUCUGUUCUUCCUGCUUUGACUUCAUUUUGUGCCCGCUUUUUAAUAUUUUGUUUUCUGAUUUGGGAAUGGUUGUUGGGAGUGGUGGGUGAAGCAUAUGCAACCUGUUAUUCUUUUUAUUCUGCUUUUACCACUUUCUUUGAAUGGCAAGAGACCAAUUCCACAUGGAUAAUUUCUCGUUAUUAUUGCCUAUUCAUGUACAAUGAUGAUGAACAUACCUGCCUUGGCUCUGAAAAGUUUCUUUUUCACUAAGAAUAUGUAACUGGCAAUACUGUUUUAUAAAAUAAAGAUCUUUUCUCAGACCAGA
Molecule: messenger RNA, 5209 nt
Organism: Salmo salar (Atlantic salmon)
Lineage: Eukaryota; Metazoa; Chordata; Actinopteri; Salmoniformes; Salmonidae
Source: RefSeq, a predicted model, not a curated record